AUGGCUUCGAUUUCACUUCCUCCACAGUCCCAGGCGGGCUUCCCGCCACAUUUCGAUACCUCGAAUCUGUCCGCCAGCAGCGGUCGUCGCCAACACCUGCACGCACCGUUGCCUAACCCCCCAUUUGUCUUUCCAGCACGGGACCCUGACUCCCCCAACACCCAAUCAGAGACCCCUGAGCGUCGGGAACGGGCCGCCUUGCCCGCGUUCUCUUUCAAUCCAGGAUCAGAACAGCAGUCCUCACACCUCACAGCACCGUCCUUGUCAAAUCCUCGCCCUGGCGGACACCGUCGGCGACCAAGUGAGUUCGUUGCAACAGACUUUUUGGCAACACCGGAAACAUUGGGAGGUCAUCAGCGGGCGGCUUCCAUGGCGGAUCAACCUAUCCCCCUUCCAGGACCUGGUGUUGGCCGGGUUCCUGGACGACGGAACCAUGCCCAUCGCCGUUCGGCUGCGAUCUCUAAUGUCGACUUGAAUGCUAUCACCAAGGCGCUUGGCCCUAAUUCUGCAGGAAGUGCGCCUUGUACACCCGCCGACCCUAACCACAAAUCUGCAUCUGAUAUUCCUUCGCGACCAUUGUCUCAAUCGGCUGUUAGCCUCGGUCGCCCCACGCCCCCUGCGUCUCCUCGGUUCCCUCCCGUCCCUCCUGUGCCUCCCAUUCCGGCUGCCAUUCAAGCAGAAAUGGGCUUGAACAAUCAGAUCUCGAAUGCCGAACGACCAAUACCCACUGUGUCGCACGGUACCUCGGAUAGUACGACCACAAUUAAAGCCAAGCCACAGGUGGAGGAACCUACUUUCUCGGAUCUUGUAACGCCAAGACCUAACUUCAGCCCAAAACCUCGACCAAAAACUGCCGAUGCCUCUUUGGCGAUGGAUUUCAUGCAGAUGGAUGACGACUCGGGAUCCUCUAUCAAACGUUCGCACUCAGCCGCUGGACAUUCACGCUCUCGAAAGAGCAAAUCAACACCGCAUCUUGAUUCCACUCUCUCGCCCGAUGAUAUUCAGUCAUCAGACAAAUACCGGCCUUCGUUUUCCGACGAUGGUUCCGAGACAUCUGGCGAUGAAGCGACAGAGAACUCGUCUGACAACAAAUCCCCUAACAAGUCGAAAAAGAAGAAGCAGAAGCGUGUUCGCUCUUGGGCCGGUCACAUUCUAACUCGAAGCAAGAGCAAGAGUAAGAGCAAGCGUCAUGCGAAGGCUGACACACAGGAGGAACCACCUGUACCUCGCGCCCCUGCACAUCGUCCCCCUGCUCUUACUCGGACCAACUCGGGAACCGGAUCGGUCUUGGAUGUUGAUUUUGAUAAUGACGAUGUCGUUGUCAUCCGGACUCCCACCAACCCGACGAUGCCUCCUUCUGCCCUUGAGCCUCUUCAAAAUAAUCGCCAAACUGACGGUGGUUGUUCUUUGGCUGCACAGUCUCUAGAGUCCUCGUGGAAACCGAGGAGUUUCUAUGAACAGGAUAUUGGCUCGCACGACAACGUAUUAAGUAGCCCUAUUAUCGACCUCGAUGCUGCGCUUGGUCCUUUCAACACUCCCGAUAUGCGACCGGCAGCCCAGGGUGCCCCCAACAAGAACUUUUCGGUUGCAACACAGCGGAUGUACAGCGGCGGAAGACGGGGUGAAUUUGUUGGCCCAGAGAUGCGAUACCAUCGACGUACAGAAAGUGCUCCAGCAAUGCAACCAUUCGACCGCUCUGCUCUCGGCGCAUUCCGUCUGGGUCCCACAUCGGCAGUCGAAACGCCCGAUGUGUUUGACGAGGAGGAAGAGGAUGCUUUCUUGGCUGCUUCCCAAUCACCCAAGGGCGAGCGCCCUGCAGUAAAUGCCCAACCAGUCGACAACGCAGUUUUCUCGUCAUCGGAGGAUGAUUCGAAAUCUAUUCAGAGCAACGAUACCGUUAGUACCAGUGAUACUCUGACUCGUCCCCCCACCGGGAGCAUCUCCUCUCAGAAUGCUGGCUUAGGUAUUCGACAAGGUGAUAAACAUCAGAACCAGGAACAGUCGAGGGAGAUUAGUGUCUCUGAGCAGGUGCACACUGCCAGUAAUCCUUUCACCAGCAAGCCGCGAACCCCCGUGGAAAUUCUGAAGACAGAAGAACCUGCGCAUAAAGUUAAUGGACCUCCCAGUCCUGAGAUUUCUCCUCGAUUCUUAGCUAUCGACAAGCGACCUCUUACAUCACCCAUUGAGCUGCUUCCCAGUGUUCCACCAUUUGCGUUACCCCCAGGGGUUUCGCCAUCUGAAUCGUCAUUCCCGUCUCCGGAUGCUCCACAAUCAAUUGCGGCAUCAUCGAUGACCGAUCGGAACCUUUCUAGCCACUCGUACCAUCAUCUUCCUUCGGCAGAAUAUCCUUAUGCAUCGGUUGAAGAUGUUCCAUCUUUGACCAGUAGUGCAUCGACCAUGACCAACACUUUGAAUCGUUUCUCGGCGGCUUCUUUCUUUCCCCGCGGACGUCUUUCUACCGACCGCGCAGCAUCUUUUUCAGCUGCUGGUACUCGACGCACCAGCCAGGCUAAUACCUCCAAACGCUCUAGUCUAGCCAGCCUUUCCAAGCUAGUCGGCGGUCCCCAUUCUGAGCGGAGCAAGCUCAACCAGGAGGAGAAAGCCCCUAGCAACGCAUCCGACAGAACAAAGAAGAAGGGCCGCCGUCUCAGCCGAAUGAUGCAGUUCUGGAAACCCAAAGACAAAGAAAAGGCAUCCAAUGAGGCGGUACCAGCAAACGAACGGCCGCAGUCCUAG
This is a messenger RNA of Penicillium vulpinum, 2736 nucleotides long. RefSeq names its product putative cell wall proline rich protein. The transcript has a single exon. The record is from RefSeq and is a predicted model, not a curated record. NCBI's taxonomy places the organism in Eukaryota, Fungi, Ascomycota, Eurotiomycetes, Eurotiales, Aspergillaceae. The coding region runs from base 1 to 2736 and encodes 911 amino acids.